UUCCUCUUUGUGUAUUUGCUCCUUUUGCGCCUUGUUGCAGCGGCUUCGCUCUACUGUGCACAGCACUUCCUCAACGCGGACCGUUUGUGUGGACACUCGGAACCGACUCCUACUAAUGAAUUGCUUGACUGUGUUUCACUUGAGGCCCGGAUCGACUGUCGAGUGGUUUAGGUAGUUUCAUGUUGUUGGGGUCCUUUUUCUAACUCUGCAACAUUAAACUGUCUUAAUUGCCCCAGUUACUAACAUCGACACCAAACGGAAAGCGAAUCAGAAGCAUAAGAUGACGGAAUUGUCGACAAUUGUGCCGCAAACGAACAAACAAACCUGCCCGCCUUAUAAAUCAGGGAGGGGUCCAUGUGGAGCUGCUGAGCGUAUUGUUGUCCUGUCUAAUGUCCUGUGUUCUUCACGUGUUUCUCCCUCGAGCACCUACGAGGUCUGGGGGUGUGCGUGUGUUGCGUUCGGACGCGAUUGAAGCCGAGCCGCACGCGUCGUGGACUUGGGAUUAAUGGUAAAGCGGCGAGCGUUUUCCGUGAGUAGUAGUGACGCAGACGCGCCAGACAAGGCCUCGGUUACGACCACUGCAGUGGAGGGGAAGGGGAAGGUGAAUGGGGCAACAGCGACCUCCGUGGGCAAUGAGACCGGAUACUUCCGCUGCGCAGUGGCGGCUCAGACAAAAGGAGGGGAAGGGCUUUAUGGCGAUAUUUAGAUCCGCCAGACAGGCUGUUAUCUGCACAGGCAAAAGAAGUGAAUAGCCCCCGCGGUAAACCGAGUGAAAAAACACCCUGAUUUAGGUUUACAGCCUGGGAGCCAUUGGCAAAGUGGCGUCUUUUCCUGCUCUGAAGGUGUUUGUCUAUUCUAAGUCUUAGUGCACAAAUAGGCGCGCAGCCCGUCGUUUCCCCCCUCGGCUUGUUUGAUGUCUGUUGGCCAAAUAAUGUGCAGCUCGCGGAGAGGUGAUAGCCUGCAACCAGGGCGCACGGCGCAGACACCUCGCGACGUCUUCCGCGCUCCGCUGCUAAGCGCAAUAUAGUAACAGGCGAGUGGGGAGAAUUCCUGCGUGUUUAAUUGCCUGUGGCCUCGUGGGGUGUUGGCCAAGCUCUCCGUUUAUUUGCUGGUAAUAAAUAUAACGCGCAGCGGAAUAUGUGAGAACCCGAGGUGGCUGAUUUGUAGAUCUGCAUUGGCGAGCAGCGUGUUAGUUAACACGCAGGCACCAGAGUCCAAGGCUUUGUUUGUUUGUUUUUCUUUGUUAUGCUUGUAUCAGUGUGAGAAUCUUCUCAUGCUUUUGAGUUAAUAAAAUGUGACAUGUCCACUUUCAAACAAUACAUUUUAUUCCAAGUUAAAAUUCCACCAUUUAUAAAAAUCCAAAGUUAAUGGUGCAUAUUUACACUAGUCUGUAUUUAUUAGCUACUUUAGCUAUUUUUAAUUAUUAUUUUCAACGGCUUCCGUGAAGCUACGUUUUUUGCGUACUUGCCACAUGCAAUGUUCAAAAGACGAAACCACUAACACCAGUUUGAGCAUAUUCCUAAAUCUACUGAGUGUAACUUUACGCCGUCGCCUUGGCUGCUGGCAGAUAUUAGACAGAAUCUGUUAAUGGCAGCGAUUACAACAUGCGGACUUAUGCAAGUGUUAACGACGAUGCAAAUAAUAAACACUUUAGGCACAAAAACCACGAAUUGACACGACAUUUUUUUCUUUUAAUUUUCUCCUUUUGUAAAAUAUUUCAGAAAUUUCUAUUUUGCUUUAAUUUAGUUUGUCACUAACAAACUGUAAACCGAACAUCUUCAGUUUAUUUGUUGUUGUUGUUACUUUGUAAUAUACAUGUACAUUUUAUCAAUAAUACAGUUAAAAACAUGUUUGUAAUAUAAAUUGAGUUUACACGGUUAGGCUAAUUAUAGACGCUAAUAAUUGUGUGUAAACUGCAACAAGACGAACUUGAAAAUAAAAUAAUAAAAUAAUCAGUGCUUGAGUUGGUGUUUUUUUAAGUGGAAUCUUUCACAAUAACUUAUUUCCAAUGGCUAGAAAUACACCUAAUAUUUUAAUGUUUGAGCUUUAAUGUGAAAAUGUGCAAUAUGCGGUGCGGUAUAUGCCGUUGUAUUCUUUCUGUGUUGUAGUUUAGGUUAUUAUAUCGGCGCAUAUUGAGCUGUAACCUCAUCGCAGGCGCUGAAGCUAAAAGUCCUGCAUGAAACAGCGGCGAGCUUUUGGGUAAUUCUUCCGUUCUGAACCAACCAGAACCUACACAGUAUCACAUUCACAAGUGCAACAAACCCCUAUUUCAUGAAUACUGAAUAUGAGGUUUGUGUUGCUGGUGAGUUAUGUUUGAUAUUUCAGGCCGGAAAGCGCGAGGUGGUGGCUGUUUCUGCCGAAAUGUGGCAAAAAUAUAUCAGAUGCAGUUUGCACUGACUUGAUUCGAGAUCCAGACGAUGUUUGAGCUUUAAAUUGCAGAUUUUUUAAUACGGCUGCGGUUCGAAUAUGUGUUAGUGAGCAGCAAUGGUAGGGUGCUUACGUGUCCUAUAAAAUACCUCGUAAAAUAAGGCUUCCAAAAACAUACUUUAUCGUUCUGGUUGUCUGUGAGGGAUUCUAACGGCAGCAGCAUGAAAUACUGGAAAACAUCAUUUCGGUCAGUCAUUCAUUUUUCCAUGUUGCGGAUUUCAGAUCUUUCGCAUAUGUUUAAUUCUUAGCUUUAAAACCAGGAGUUGUUACAGGAGCGCGGGUGAGUAUUUAAUGACCAAAGGGAUUGAUUUAUCCUUUAUUGUUCAGCCUUUGUGGUCACGUGUGCGCGUUACCCAAUGGCAUGGCAGCCUGUCUCCCCAUUACUAGUCCACUGUAGUUCUCUGUGGGGCCAAGUUGCUACUUGAUUUCUCCACAUUGUUAUUUUGUGAGGCUAGGUUUACUGCGUGUGUGUGUGUGUGUGUGCGUGUGUAUGUUGUGUGCGCGCGUUUUACUUUUGCAUGCAUCUGCUGUAUGACGGUGUACAUGUAACUAGUCUAUUUUUUCCUGCCAUGUCGACAUCCGGAACGCUGACCAGUUACUACGUCGAUUCCCUCAUUCUGCCCGAGAGUGAGGAGCUCUCUGUGCCGAGAUACCCCUCCGGUCCAGGGCUCCAGCACCCGAGACAGUCCGCCUCCCUGAGCGACCACAGCGAGCUUGGAGCUUGCACCUUUCCGUCCAAACCUCCGGUGUUCGGUCCGUCAUGGAGCCACGUCCCCGGCACUCAGUUCCCAGGGACGGUCUCCUCUGUUUAUCAUCACCACUAUGGGCAUCCCCAAGGCCCGGUAGGUGCAGACACAGAUGGCCGCUACCAGUCGUGGCUGCUAGAACCUAUGUCCGGUUCGCUGCCCAUGACCGGAUUACCGACGACCCACCACUACGGGAUCAAACCGGAGGGUCUGGGAGCGAGAGCUGACGGGACGCUGCCGGGCUCCCACACGGCGCUGCUGCUCUCCGACUACGCCAACGGGACCGUGGCGACGGCAUCACCGGUGGAAAAGGACGCGCUGUCCGGCCAAGCAGGCGACAUAAGCGGGGAGAGCGAGGAGAAACCAGGCCUGGAUCCAAAUAACCCCGUGUCCAACUGGCUCCACGCGAGUGCCACGAGAAAAAAGCGCUGUCCGUACACCAAGCACCAGAUCCUGGAGCUGGAGAAAGAAUUCCUGUUUAACACCUACCUGACCAGGGACCGUAGGUACGAGGUGGCGAGGCUGCUAAACCUCACCGAGAGACAGGUUAAAAUCUGGUUCCAGAACCGCAGGAUGAAGAUGAAGAAGUUUAAUAAAGACGGCGCACCGAAAGACGAAUGACUGAACCCAUAGGUAAACAGUAUUUAGGCCGGUGGCGAGCUUCACGUGGGAGCUCUGAGCUCUGCUGGACCCUGUUUUUAAACUUCAUUGUCUUAUUGUUCCAUAACAGACGCUUUUAGGCUUCGCCUAUUUGUCUUGAUAUAAAUCGCAUGCCGCGCUUCAGUUCGAUGCGACUACCUUUGUAUUGCACAAUUUUAACAGUGCCCACUCCUUUUAUUAUUAUUAUUUUUAAUUUUGUUCAUUUUUAAACUUGAUUUGAAUUAAUACCUCGUUAACGUGUAUUAGUUGGCCUCGUCCCUGUGCUUUGUUGUGUAUGAGUGCUUUUAGCUGUGCGUGUUUUCUGGUUUGUAGCGACAUUUGUCUAUCUCAGAGUUAUCUAAACGUAUAGUUUGUGAAAUACACUAAUUUUAUUGUUGUUUCUCUCUUACUCCUAUUCAACUAUGACUGAUGACCAUGAGUUUGAAUCUAACAUUGGAACCGUAGAUGAACAAGACUGAUGACUCAUCGCAUUUUGAAGUGGGUACAUAAACCUCACAGACCUCUGAAAAAUGCUCACUAAAUUAUAUGUUAUAGAUUCUAUAUCACAUGAUUGACUACCUAUGUCUUUCAACUACCUACAAUAACCUCAUUUCUUUUCUCAAUGGUGGAUUAUAGUAGAUUUGCUUGCGUGAGAUAUAACGAAUUUACGAAUUUCAGGGAGUAACCUUUUGAAAGAACAUGUUUAUUAGUGAGAGAACAUGAAAUAAAACACUGUAGGCUACUUAUGGAAUACCUCGCGAUCUGCUGAUCGUCUGACUUUUGGUUCACAAAUGUAAUUUGUACUUUAUUUAUUAAAUAAACAAAUUAUAUCUGCGAAUGCA
This is a messenger RNA of Betta splendens (Siamese fighting fish), 4654 nucleotides long. RefSeq names its product homeobox A9a (gene hoxa9a). Gene Ontology annotation, biological process: regulation of transcription by RNA polymerase II; proximal/distal pattern formation; embryonic skeletal system morphogenesis. Gene Ontology annotation, cellular component: nucleus. Gene Ontology annotation, molecular function: RNA polymerase II cis-regulatory region sequence-specific DNA binding; DNA-binding transcription factor activity, RNA polymerase II-specific. The coding region runs from base 2946 to 3794 and encodes 282 amino acids. NCBI's taxonomy places the organism in Eukaryota, Metazoa, Chordata, Actinopteri, Anabantiformes, Osphronemidae. The record is from RefSeq and is a predicted model, not a curated record. The transcript is spliced from 2 exons.